AUGACUGAUAAAGAACAAUUGACCCAUAUUCAAAAUAAUAAUUUACAUCAAAUAUCCAAUGUAUCAAUUGAAAUACCUCUUAUAAAUGAAUCUCCAAUAUCACCAACAACUGAAACAAUAAUAAAACAAAAUACUCAUUCAAAAUUAUUAUAUUUAGAUGGUCUUCGUGGAAUACUUUGUUUAAUUGUUGUAUUUAGUCAUUCAAUUUUAAUGGGUAAAACAACUCAUGAAGAAAAUUUCUCAAUAUUUUUUCGUCCAUGGAUACAACAUUCACCUUUACGUUUAUUUCUCGCUGGAGAAUUUGCUGUAGCUGGAUUUUUCGUACUAUCAGGAUGUGUCCUCGUACGACGUUAUUUCGAACAUUCAAAUAAUAUUCAUAUUUUAAUCGGUGGUUUAAUUCGUCGAUUUCCAAGAUUAUUCAUACCAUCAACAAUUGCUUUAUUAUGUUAUUUUUCUAUAUUUCAUUUUCGACCAUUUUACGGUUAUAAUGAAUGUCAUGAAAUUGGUGAAGGUACAGUUAAUAUAGAAGAAAUUAAUCUUGGUUAUGCACUUUUAAAUACAUUUGGACAAUAUUUUUGGAUGCCAGCAUUAUAUACAAUUCAAUGGACAAUGCAAAUUGAAUUUAUAUUUUCGAUUCUAAUUUAUUUCAUCGCGUUUUUAGUUACACGAUCGUUUAUUUAUCGUUAUCGAAUAAUAAUUUAUAUAUUACUUAUAUUUAUUUUACCUAUAGUAUGGUUAGUUAGUCAUGAAAGUAUUCCAAGACCAGUUCAAUAUCUUCAACCAUUUGUUUUCGGAAUUUUCUUGAGUGAUUUAGAUGCGAAUGGUUUACUAAAUUUUUGUCAUACAAUGAAAAGAUAUUGGUUAAUUUUAAUUAAGAUUAUUUUAAUUCUAUUAACAAUAUAUUUUGGUUCAUAUCCAGUAUUUAAUACAGAUGUAAUAAAUGGUCAUGGAACAUUAUGGUCACCAUUUGGAUGGAUGUUUGGUUGGUUUUGGAUAUCGUUUGGAAGUUUUUGUUUAUUAAUAUUAAUAAUGAUUUCAAAAAAUAUUCAAAAUUUUCUAUCAACAAAAAUAAUUCAAUUUAUUGGAAAAAUAUCUUUUAGUAUCUAUCUUACUCAUUAUAUUAUAUUAUGUAUAAUCGAUACGUCAUUUGUACAAUGGACAGCUUCAUAUUUAGGACGAGAUUUAGCUGUUAUUAUAGGAUUAAUAAUAUUUGCUUUACCAAUUACUAUAUUUAUAUCAUAUGGAUUCUAUAUAUUUGUUGAUGCUCCUGCAGUACAUAUGUCACAUUGGCUUUAUUUUAUUAUUUGUAAUCGGUGUUUGAAAUUAGAUAAACGUCCACAACCAAUACGACGAUAUAUAUGGAUUAGUCUUUUAAUACUUUUUAUAAUUUCAAUCAUUAUAGGUUCAAUUCCUGCUCGACAAGGAUAUAGUAGAUGUGAUAAACAUUUCUAUGAAAAUUCAACUUUAACUAUACCUAUCUGA
This is a messenger RNA of Adineta steineri, 1482 nucleotides long. The record is from the annotation of a GenBank genome assembly. Lineage: Eukaryota; Metazoa; Rotifera; Eurotatoria; Adinetida; Adinetidae.